Nelumbo nucifera (sacred lotus) is the source of this 2530-nucleotide messenger RNA. Its product is annotated as heterogeneous nuclear ribonucleoprotein 1-like. Gene Ontology annotation, biological process: regulation of translation. The record is from RefSeq and is a predicted model, not a curated record. Gene Ontology annotation, molecular function: mRNA binding. NCBI's taxonomy places the organism in Eukaryota, Viridiplantae, Streptophyta, Magnoliopsida, Proteales, Nelumbonaceae.
AAAUAAAAAAAAAAAAAACAAAAGAGAGAAAAUGGGAAAUGACAUUUUAUUUUCGGAAUCCAAGUAUCCAACUCAAAAUCAUCGUCAUCCAUCGUUUUUGUUCUAAAAUUUCUUACAGACCAGAGGAUCGCCACGCCAACCUCUCUGGCUCUCUCUAUUUAUAUUGUUUAUUUCCACCCUUUAGAUUCGAAACCCAUCUACAAACAUCUUUCUUUUUCUGUUUUUGGUACAUAAGAGGUUCUUCUUUGGUUGAAUCAAGAAUUGCUAGAACAAAUAAAAGAGGAAGCAAAAAAAGGGGGCCUUUUUCGCCCUCUAUUCUUCUUAUGCCUCCUCUCAGAUCUUAGAUUUCCUGGAUUUCGCAUCUUGGUUCUUCCAAUCGGAAUCCUGGAAUUUGAAUUGAUUAGUCGAUGAAGGAUCCGAUAUUCCUCAAUUGAAUUUGAGAUUACCCAUUUAAUAACUGAUAUACAAUCUUCUGAUUUCUGGGUAAUUUCUUGGAUAAGAAAAGAUGGAAUCGGAUCUUGGAAAGCUCUUCAUAGGUGGAAUUUCUUGGGACACGAACGAAGAUCGUCUCAAGGAAUACUUCAAAUCUUAUGGAGAAGUUGUGGAAGCUGUGAUCAUGAAGGAUCGGACCACAGGUCGUGCCCGCGGUUUUGGGUUUGUCGUAUUUGCAGACCCUACUGUUGCAGAGAGAGUUGUCAUGGAAAAACACACAAUAGAUGGUAGAACGGUUGAGGCAAAGAAGGCUGUUCCGAGAGAUGAUCAGCACAUUCUGAAUAGAAACAACAGUAGUGUUCAUGGAUCACCGGGUCCUGCCCGUACUAAAAAGAUAUUUGUAGGAGGCUUAGCAUCCACAGUCACAGAGAGCGACUUCAAGAAGUACUUUGAACAAUUUGGGACAAUCACAGAUGUUGUGGUGAUGUAUGAUCAUAACACCCAAAGGCCAAGAGGUUUUGGAUUCAUCACUUAUGAUUCAGAGGAAGCAGUUGAGAAGGUGUUGCUCAAGACCUUCCAUGAACUGAAUGGUAAAAUGGUUGAGGUCAAGAGGGCUGUCCCAAAGGAGUUGUCUCCAGGGCCCAGCAGGAGCCCUCUAGGUGGAUAUAACUAUGGCCUAAGCAGGGUUAACAGCUUUCUUAAUGGCUAUACUCAGGGAUACAAUCCAAGUUCAGUUGGAGGUUUUGGAGUUAGGAUGGAUGGUAGAUUUAGUCCAGUUGCUGGUAGCCGAAGUGGAUAUCCACCAUUCGGUCCUCCAGGUUAUGGAAUGGGUGGUGUAAAUUUCGAGCCAGGGCUGAGCCCAAGCUAUGGGGGAAACUCAAACUUUGGUACUAAUAUUGGCUAUGGACGAGGAUUAAACCCUUACUACAGCGGGAACACAAAUAGGUUUGGUAGUCCUAUUGGAUACAGUGGAGGUAAUGGAGGGAGUGGUUCUGUUUUAAGCUCAACUAGCCGGAACGUGUGGGGGAAUGGGGGCCUUGGUUAUGUCACAAACUCUGCAAGCUCUAGUGCUUACAUGGGCUCUGGUAGUGGGACUAUUGGAGGUGCUUUUGGCAAUAGUGGUGCAAAUUGGGGCUCCUCGCCUUCUAUUUCAGCUCAAAGUGGAGGUAGUGCUUCUGGAUUUGCCAGUGGGAAUCUUGGUUUUGGAAGUGGUGAUAGCGGUUUUGGGUUGGGUGGGGGAGGGUAUGGAAGAAACAGUGGAACUAGUGCUGCCAUGGCAUCAUCAUAUGCUUCAUCAAAUGGUGGUUAUGAUGGUUCUUAUGGAGAUUUCUAUGGUGGUAGUUCAGUUUAUGGUGACUCCACUUGGCGGUCUGCUAAUUCAGAGCUAGAGGGGUCUGCUUCAUUUGGUUAUGGGCUUGGCAAUGCAACUUCAGAUGUAACAUCUAAAAGUUCUGCGGGUUAUGUUGGUGGUUAUGGUGUUUCCAAUAGACAAUCAAAUAGAGGAAUUGCUGCAUAGGAGGAUAAUUAUUUGGAUAUCAGCAGGUUAUUGUAGGUGAAGAUAAUCCAGUGAUCCAGGUGAAUGACUUGUGAAUUUCGUACAUCUCCCUCAUUAAUAUAUUUCAGUUAAAAUGAAAUUGAUUAUCUAGAGCUAACUGGAGUUCCUAUUUUAAAGACGCUGAAUUCAGAGAGAGUGAGAGCAGUUACAAGGGAUUUUGUGUAAGGUUUGAGGAAUUUGAGUUUUUCAAUUUAGGAUCUCUUAUUCAGGUUUGAUUGAGAUGUAAAAUCAGAUUGCGGGAUAUAUUCAGAAAAGAGUGAUUCUGAUCAAUGUAUCGUGCACUGUGGCGAUACAUAAAAACAGACUAUUAUUUUUUAAAUUUCUUUUCUUUUUUUACCUCUGUAAUGUCUCUGGCAAAGUUGCUGGUUCUUGUCAGGUAUGCUUUUCUGUUUCAUUUUUUUUUGGAUUUUGAUUUUUCAGAUUGUACCAGAGGUUCUGGAUGAUUACUAGUGUGAAACUUUUGAGGGAUACCAAUCUGAGUUCCCCAAGAAUAAGUUACCAAAUAUUCUGAUUCAUUUCUAUGGAAUACUUUCUUUUCAAGAA